Filobasidium floriforme is the source of this 2264-nucleotide messenger RNA. RefSeq names its product endopeptidase. Gene Ontology annotation, biological process: proteolysis. The transcript is spliced from 4 exons. Bases 494 to 2053 code for a protein of 519 amino acids. Gene Ontology annotation, molecular function: aspartic-type endopeptidase activity. The record is from RefSeq and is a predicted model, not a curated record. NCBI's taxonomy places the organism in Eukaryota, Fungi, Basidiomycota, Tremellomycetes, Filobasidiales, Filobasidiaceae.
CGAUACAAAGAGAGGCAAUAGAGGCGACAUCACCACAUAUAGACAGCUAACAUACGUCCACACCUAGACAUAUAAAGGACUACUUUGGUCGACCCACGAUCGCCAUCCCCCUUCCGAUCGAACCCGCCACAACAAACCACUACGCCGCCCGCUCGGAUCGAGCAAACUUUUAAUCGAUCCAGCCCCGCAGCGACGACGCACACCCAUAGGCAACCUCCAUAUAAAGGCCUAGGACGACGACUCGUAUAGACGCCAGUAGCCCAAAGACAGGCUCGAUAUAGUCACGACAUCCUCCCUGCCGCGCAAAACAUUACGCAGCAGUGUUUAGCUUGGCAAAUCGACACAGCAAAUCUCUAUCAUAAUUCAGACCGAAUCUCCAUAAUCUCGUUUUCGCACCGCAUCACAUCAUAUACCCUGUGCUUUCAGAGGCAAUAAUCAGCCACAACACGAUCACAUUCACUUGCACAUAGCAUUAUAUCGACCUUCGAAAACGAUGAUAUUCACAACAAUCGCCCCACUGGCAGCCAUCCUGCUCGCCUCGACCCCCUCCACCGCCUCUCCCACUCUCGGUCGGGCCACCCCUUCCAUCCCCGAAUCCCGAGCGACCAUCCCUCUGAACCACAACCACGCUUACCACGCCCGUCGAUCGAACCCGGACCUCGAAGUCCGUCAAGCUUGGUUGAAGAACGAGGCUAGGAACCUGAGGCGCAAGUAUGCAAACUUGUUGGAUGAGCGUGGACAGGGGUUGAUGAGGCGAGAUGAUGCUCAUCUGGAGAUCAUCAAGCGUGAUCUUCAGGCUCGUCAGUCUACAUCGACUUCAUCGCAGGAGGGAUCGCAGAAGGGAGAAGAAUACUUGAUCGACGUCGGGCUCGAUGCCAGUUACACGGGAACCCUUUAUAUGGGUACCCCGGCACAGGAGUUCGAGGUCAUCAUGGACACGGGGAGUUCGGAUCUGUGGUUGGCCGAUUCAGAGUGUACGAGUCAGACUUGUCAGGGAGUUAGUUCGUUCAACGAGGGGGCGAGCAGCACCUUGAACAUGUUGAACACGCCUUUCCAGAUCACCUACGGGUCGGGUGCUGCCAACGGUACUCUCGCCCAAGAUACCGCCAGCAUGGCUGGAUACACCGUCGAGUCUCAAACUUUCGCCCUCGUCACCCAAGCCUCGGAUGACCUCCUCACCUACCCUUACUCGGGUCUCAUGGGUCUGGCUUGGGCUCGAUUGGCUUCCUCCCGUUCGACCCCCUUCUGGCAACAACUCGCUCAGACUGGACAGCUCGCCACCCCUGCCAUGGGAUUCUACCUGGCUAGGUAUAGGGGUGACCAGUAUGCGACCCGUGUCGAACAGGAUGGAGGUCUCAUGACCCUGGGUUACCUGAACCAGACGCUCUACGAGGGCAACAUCACCUACGUUAGCAUUGCGGACGACGAGAAGGACUAUUGGAGAAUUCCUAUUGGAGGGAUCAGGAUCGGAGACACCGCCAUCGGGAUCGCUCAAUCCAACGGAGAUGCUCCUAGCGCUGCGAUUGACACUGGUACUACCUUGAUUGGAGGUCCUUCCAGCGUUGUCGACUCGCUGUACGCGGCCAUUCCCGGUUCACGUCCGGCCACUCUACCCGGUUACGAGGGAUACUACGAGUACCCUUGCAGCACGACCAUCAACAUGAGGAUGGUCUUUGGGUCCGUGAGCUACCUGAUCUCCGAGGCCGAUUUCAACCUCGGCGCCUUCAGCCAGGAUUCGCAAUACUGCAUGGGAGCCAUUUUCGCUCAGGAUCUCGGCUCGCAAGCCCCGAUCCAGUGGAUCGUCGGAGCCACUUUCCUCAAGAACGUCUACUCAGUCUUUUCCUACGAACCCGCCGCGAUCGGGUUCGCGGCAUUGGCUGGAGAGGCGUCAACCGCGACGACGGCUUCCGGGGCCAACGCUUUGCCUUCUUCUACUGGAUCGCCCGCCUCAGGGACGUCCGGUUCGAACGGCGCGGCUAUGAUCGGGACGCCCAACGUUUCGAGCUUGGUCGGAUUGGUCUUGAUCGUGCUCGUUGCUUGCAUCAGCGCCUAGUCACAGCUCGAUAUCAGCAUCGACAAGAUCAUCUUGAUACCCUAUACAACAUUGCAUGCUAGACAUAUACCUCUUUUGCUGCUAAAGCAUGGUAGCACACAUCAGUCUCGAAAAUCCAUUCACAUGGGUGCGAUACCUUUCGCAUGACUCUCACACUUACACUGUAGCAAUAGUUAUAAAUUUAUGAAUCGAAUGAAACACGUCAUCUUUG